Molecule: messenger RNA, 3369 nt
Organism: Myotis daubentonii (Daubenton's bat)
Lineage: Eukaryota; Metazoa; Chordata; Mammalia; Chiroptera; Vespertilionidae
Gene: MOSMO
Product: modulator of smoothened
Biological process (GO): negative regulation of smoothened signaling pathway
Cellular component (GO): Golgi apparatus; ciliary membrane
Source: RefSeq, a predicted model, not a curated record
GGGUGGGGGGAGCGGGGCGGGGAGAUGGAUAAACUGACCAUCAUCUCAGGAUGUCUCUUUCUCGCCGCCGAUAUCUUCGCCAUCGCCAGCAUCGCCAACCCCGACUGGAUCAACACCGGGGAGUCCGCGGGAGCACUCACUGUGGGCCUUGUGCGACAGUGUCAAACAAUCCAUGGACGAGACCGAACAUGCAUCCCACCUCGGCUGCCCCCGGAGUGGGUGACCACACUGUUUUUUAUCAUCAUGGGAAUCAUUUCAUUGACUGUCACAUGUGGUUUGCUGGUGGCUUCCCACUGGCGAAGAGAAGCUACAAAAUAUGCUCGAUGGAUAGCAUUCACUGGAAUGAUCCUUUUCUGUAUGGCUGCCCUAAUAUUUCCAAUAGGAUUUUACAUCAAUGAAGUCGGAGGUCAACCUUAUAAAUUACCCAACAACACAGUAGUUGGGUCAUCAUAUGUACUUUUUGUCUUAUCCAUUUUCUUUACAAUAGUAGGACUUCUGUUUGCUGGCAAAGUUUGUUUACCAGGCUGAUGAAUGUCUACAUUGCUUGACAUUUUAAUUAUUUUUUAUUUUAUUUAAAUUUUUUAUUUUUGGAGGGUGGGGAGGACAAAGGCAAGGCAUCUGAGUAGUCCUGGCUUAGAAAGAUGCUUAGAUGAAACUGAUGCUGAAAAGAAGAAGAAGAAGAAAAAAAAAAGCUUUGAUUUGUUCUCACUAUGCACUUUGGAUUUUUUUAAAAAAGAGAGCCUUUUCCGUAACCAAAUACAGACAAUAUUGACUAACCCCCUGAGCAUAUUUCCAGGCCGUCGGGUCUGCACUGUGGUAGUCGCCUAGGGAGGGAGAAUGCUUUCUGCUGAAAAGCAUGGGGCCCUUUGUGACUCUAUUGUUCCGUUUUUAACGUCUAAUGGUUCAUUUGAGGAAAAAAAUUCUAAGUAUUUAUGAAACAUGGUGGACCAGAGGGAUGCAAGAGAAGUUCCUGUGGGGCUGGCCUCACCUCCUAAGAAAUGAGUGUUCACAGCUUCCUUGUAGUUGUAUGAGCCUGUGGCACCAGAGGGGAUUGCCAUUGCGUUACUGCACCAAGAAGCCAAUAGAUCAAAACUUGUUUGCUAAAAUGUAUGUAAAAAUUCUGAAAUUCCCUAUUCUCUGUGUACAAAAAAAAAUAAAACACUAAGAAACAUGUUACUGGGGGUGGGGGGGGGGAAAUGUUCCUUAUAUUUAUAUAAAUAUAUAUAAUAUAUAUAUUUUGCUGAUGCAGUAUACAGUGUAUAUAUGUGUGUAUGUGUGUGUGUGUGCGUGCGUGCGUGUGUAAGUUUAUACACACACAUGCAAACGGUUCCUAGAAGAGAACUCUGAAUGCUUUGCUAGCAAAACACUGUGGUGUGCAAACCUAGAACUCAAUAGAAAAAAGCCAUUUAUCUGAAGGCUGCGUAGUGGAGAGAGUCUUCAGUUUACCUCAUUCUUUGUAACAGCCCUUGAUUUUAACAGGUUUUUGUAAUAGGUACAAAUAAUCCCGUGUCUGUCUAGGUGCAAUUUUAAGUUCAGCUAAAAUUCUUUGUAGGUUAAGUUGUUUGCAUGUGACAGUAGAAGGUAAGACCAUGUCAAACCUCGGAGUGAGGGAAUUUGGCACAAUUUAAAUUAUGGGCAGCUGUUGUUUGUUGUUCAGGUUCUUUGUCUACUGGUGUCAGUUCACAAUAUUCUGGCCAUUUAUUCCCCCCCCCCCCCUCCAGGAUCACUCUGCUGUAACAAUUAAGUGUGUUCUUUUCAUCCAUAGGCAUUAUUAUUAGCACAUCUCCUUUACCAAAACCCGAGCAAUACAACGUCUUUCAUGUGCUGUAAGCCUGACCUUCCUGUAUUUACGUGAAAGGGCUGCAAACCCACAGCUUUAUGUUUUUCCUAAAGAAGCAUUGCCGCUGGCCCUGAACCCACAUGUUGUUUUAAAAUACACAUUUCUCUUCUCCACGUCUCAGGCCCCGUGUCAGUGCAUAGUUGUUUUCCAGGUGAACACUGCAGGUAUCUCCUGUUUGAAACGUGGGGCAGGAGGGUCUUUCAUGCCAACGGAGCUAAGCGUUUUCUUCUUUAGAGGAAAUGGCAGUGCGAGUGUCCGGGCAGGAGAGCCCUGUGAAGUCCACGCACCGUGUAGUACAGCUCCACACACACACUGCUUUUCAGACGCUUAGGUCAUGGAGAAUGGGCACUUCAGAGCGGGGCUGCCGCCUCAGGUGUCCCAAGUGCGAAGUGGAGGAAGCUGCUCUUUUCCACGCUGGCUGGCUUCAUGUUUCUGCAUCUCACUGUGAGUUCAGCAGUAUUUUAUUGUGGAAGAAAACCCCAGUGUUGCAGCUCACUCAAGGGGGGUAAGAGGUGAGCCACCACUGAGGCGCAUUCCUGGAGUGUUAGGGGUGUCACACUUUUCCUUCCCAGGGCCAAAGAAACCUUAGAAGAUGCUUGAAAGAGACUCUCUUUCCCCAGUGUUGUGAUGUCUGGUCAGGACUGAGAGUACCACUGGACGUGUUCUGGGGGCGUUUGGGAUCGCUAUUCCCAGGGGGAUUUAUGUGACUGGUCCUCGGUCCCAUGGGUCACUUGAAGGAAAGCUUGGUUGUCACCAUUAUACCACUGAGAUAAAGUGUUAGCAAAGUGUGGUUCAAAUUAAUUUAUAUGACCGAGAGUUCUUCUCUUCCAAAAAGAUGCGUUUUAUUGUAAAUAGUUUCUCAAAAUAUUUUUAACUGGAUCAUGAGGAUGGGGAGAGAAAGUUUCUCAGCUGCUAAGAAUUUCCCCACUGUUUACUUCUUUCACUUACAGUGACAUUGCAGGAUGACAGAGCGUAAGGUUUACUUGUAUCUAUUACCCAAACCAUUCAGUUGACUAUAAUUUCAUCAUCAUCUCGGAGGUCCAGUGCAUAAAGGACUGACGGGGGAAACUCCCUACAACCAGUCAGCACCCGGUUAAAACCAUCCAUCACAGUGUGUGACGUCAGACCUUUGUAUUCUUCCAGACCAGACACUGAAAUGGACUCACUCAUAUAAAAUUCUAUACAUCCUGUAAGUGAACAGAGAGACAACUGUCAGCAGUUGCUUUUAAAAGGUCACAAUAAGUACUAUAUAGUACAGUAUUAAUUUAUAGCAGGAAAUCAUAGCUUGUAAACUGUAUAUAAAACACUGUUUUAUGGUGCAAUCAUUCGUCAAACUUUUGUCUGUUUGUUUUUAGAGUGUGAAUUCUCAUACCUAAGAACACACUGUAAAAUCUGCUGAAAACUAGUUAUAGGUUUUAUUUGCACAGGACUUAAUUAGUUUGAAUUUUUUGGAAGCUCCUAUUAAAUAUGCCUAAACACCUGUAAAUGUGGAAAAUCUUCCUUUCAUUAAAAGCAACAUUUCAGUAUGA